AUGAUCUUCCACACAGGACCAACAAAGCUUGCCCUGGUGCUGCUCUGCUGUAUAGCACCCUGGUUGGCCAUCUGCAGGCCGCCCUUUGGUGAACUAACACGAGGCAAGAUAACCCUCAUACUUAAACUCUUGGAACAUGAGUCUAAGGUUCUUUAUGAAAACUAUAGCAGAGGGCCGGCAUAUAAUAUAUCAGUGAACGAGUCACUACAGCUGCCCUGUUUCAGCCUGGGCCAGGAAGCAUUAACCAACACCUUGAGCCAGGAAGCAAUAACCAGCAUCUCGGUUAUCAAAGCACAUCUGGAGAAAGUCAAAGAAUUGAGUGAGAACACAGUAGAUACUACUAAGGUCACGAAACGGCUAGAGGACAUCAGCAACUGCGGCCCUCCGAAUGUGGACAUUUCUGGGCCUGAAAAAAAUGCCUAUGCUCAAAAAGUGUUCAUGCUUACUGUUUUAAAGCGGUUCUCAGACUGCAUGGCAGAACUGCAGGCUACGGCACAGCAAUGGAGGGAGGAGCCCAGUGUCCUCAACAAUACCUGUCCUGAAGGGCUGAGCUCGAGUAAGGUUUAA
This is a messenger RNA of Grammomys surdaster, 567 nucleotides long. RefSeq names its product interleukin 31 (gene Il31). NCBI's taxonomy places the organism in Eukaryota, Metazoa, Chordata, Mammalia, Rodentia, Muridae. The record is from RefSeq and is a predicted model, not a curated record. Bases 1 to 567 code for a protein of 188 amino acids. Gene Ontology annotation, molecular function: cytokine receptor binding; cytokine activity. The transcript has 3 exons.